UAUCCAAACCAUCUUGGUGUGCGUAAUGCAACCAACCAUCUAAACAUAUUUGGUGCGCAAAUGGUUCAGGUUGAUUUGUAAAGAUGAUUGCAAACAAGGUUGGAAUUGUUUCGACGAGGAUAGAUACUUGCCGCAGCUCUCUCUUCUGCAGCAAGAAUUCCUCCGUCUCUCUUCAUCCCACUAACGCUGCUGACAGAGUGUUGAUGGAUAUUCAAAAUUCCGGCAUUAUUGCUUGCCUCCGCGCCAAAAGUGCAGAGUUAGCAGUGGAGGCUGCGCGUGCAGCACUCCGGGGUGGAAUUUCCGUUUUGGAAAUCACAAUGUCAACUCCGGGUGUUUUUGAGGUAAAUGUUGAAUUCAAACUACACCUUGUUUGCAGCUCCAUUACGAAAUCUUGUGUUUUUUUCCCACAGGCGUUGCAGUGCCUGGUUCAAGAAUACCCUUCAACAUCAAUAGGAAUUGGAACCGUUUUAGAUAGACGAGAGGCAAAAGAAGCAGUAGAUCUUGGAGCUAAGUUUCUUAUGAGUCCUGCAAUGGUGAAGGGAAUUCUAAGCGAUGUUGCAGAGGGCCAAGCUCUGUAUAUACCAGGAGCAGCAACCCCUACCGAGGUAUUAUCUGCAUCGACUGAUGGUGCUAAAAUCGUCAAGGUGUAUCCAGUCUCUGUCUUAGGUGGAGUUGAGUAUUUAGCAGCAUUAAAGAAGCCAUUCCCCCAUAUCCCACUGGUUGCAUCACAAGGCAUGACAUUAGAUUCAGUUGGAGCAUAUAUAUGUGAGGGAGCAUCAGCUGUUGUUCUAUCAGAUGCCAUAUUUGACAAAAAGGCAAUAGCCGAAAGAAAUUUUCUUCGAAUACAUCACUUGGCAUGCUCUGCUGCAGCCAGGGGGAAUCAAGCUGUGAGGAAAAUUAAGUGUAUGGAUGAAUGAAAUUGUUAUGGUGCAUUUUUGGAGAUAUAAGGAAGCAACUAUGGUUCUUGAAUUCCAUCUUUGUUCUUGGAAAAUGUUGAAGCAACAUACAAGACUUUCUUGGUUGUGGGCUUGCAACUUCAUAUGUAGAAGAUGACAAUGUUUUGUAGUAGUCCUAGUCUCGUAGUUGUAGACAAUGCCUCGAUGUGUUGCAGUUGGGACUUUCAACUAAUUCAGCAACCACAUGAUGUAAGCAUAUAGGAGGUAGUAAACUUCCUUUUAUUCCUAUCAUGAGUGUAGUUUGAAUCCACAUAACUGCACAAUUUUGUUUUUAUCAUUACACUUGAAUCA
This is a messenger RNA of Salvia splendens (bonfire salvia), 1247 nucleotides long. Its product is annotated as KHG/KDPG aldolase. The record is from RefSeq and is a predicted model, not a curated record. NCBI's taxonomy places the organism in Eukaryota, Viridiplantae, Streptophyta, Magnoliopsida, Lamiales, Lamiaceae. Bases 84 to 917 code for a protein of 277 amino acids. The transcript has 8 exons. Gene Ontology annotation, molecular function: lyase activity.